UUAAUUUUAACCAUGAAAAAAUGGCUAAGAUAAUAAAUCACCUACAUAAAUCACACACCGUUCGAUGAACAUUUUUUGAUCAAACCAUCGUUGACCUUCUUCUCAUCACACUUGCCUCACAUAAUGUUGUUAUAUCACGCGCCACCAUUACCUUUUCUUCUGACCAAAUUUCUCCAUCAUCAUCAUCGUCACUGUUCUCGCGCUUUAUCAUCAAUACCUCUUUUCUCAAAACCUCUUUCUAUCACCAAUCCUUCGUUCUCACAUUCUCGCCGGAGCUCAUUCCUUCCAAUGAACGGAGCAAGCAUCUCCACCGGAGACUCCCCCUUCUCCACGCCGGAGCACCUCAUCGGCGAGUGGUUCUCCGUGCCGUCGCUCCGGCUACGCGACCAUAGAUUCACCGUCCCUCUCGACUACUCUCGGAGCUCACACUCUUCUCCCGAGAUCACCGUUUUUGCUCGUGAAGUCGUUGCAGUUGGAAAAGAAGAACAAACAUUGCCGUAUUUACUAUAUUUGCAAGGUGGACCUGGGUUUGAGUGUCGAUCUCCAACUGAAUCUAGUGGAUGGAUUCAAAAAGUUUGUGAACAGUUCCGUCUCAUCUUAAUGGAUCAGCGUGGAACAGGCUUAUCAACUCCUUUGUCUGUGUCAUCAAUGUCACAAUUCAAGUCUGCAGAUGACUUAGUUGACUUCUUGAAAUAUUUUAGAGCUGAUAGUAUAGUAAAUGAUGCAGAGUUUAUUCGAGUUCGCCUUGUUCCAAAUGCUGGACCUUGGACAAUUUUGGGACAGAGUUAUGGUGGAUUUUGUGCAGUCACAUAUUUGAGUCUUGCACCAGAAGGACUGAAACAAGCCCUUUUGACAGGUGGAAUUCCUCCGAUCGGACAUGGAUGCACUGCAGACUCGGUAUACCGAGCAUGCUUUGAGCAAAUUAUACAUCAAAAUGAGAAGUACUACAAAAGAUACCCUCAGGAUAUUAAAAUUGUUCAAGAACUUGUUAAUUAUUUAGCAGAACAAGAAGGAGGAGGGGUGACCCUUCCAUCUGGGGGCAUCUUAACUCCAAGAGGGUUGCAGACUCUUGGUCUCUCUGGCUUAGGAUCUGGAGCUGGUUUUGAGAGCAUGCACUAUAUGUUUGAGAGAUUGUGGGAUCCUACUUUAGUUCCGGGAGCACCUAAGAGAAUAAGUUACUACUUCCUAAAUGCUUUUGAAAGCUCGUUAAGUGUUGCUACUAAUCCACUGUAUGCUCUUCUACAUGAAUCCAUCUAUUGUCAGGGUUCCGCUAGUAAAUGGUCUGCUAGUAGAGUAAGGCAUGAAGUUGAGGACAAAUUCGAUGCAAUUAAAGCUGCCAAAGAAGGAGUCCCUGUACUUUUUACAGGAGAGAUGAUUUUCCCAUGGAUAUUUGAUGAGAUUCAUGCCUUGAAACCAUUCAAAGAAGUCGCUCAUAUAUUGUCAGAGAAGAAGGAUUGGCCCCCACUAUAUGACGUUCAGGUUCUGAAUAACAACAAGGUACCUGUUGCAGCCGCGGUUUACUAUGAAGACAUGUACGUAAAUUUUAAGCUUUCGAUGGAAACAGCUUCUCAAAUAGCAGGGAUCAGACUAUGGAUAACUAAUGAGUUCAUGCAUUCCGGCUUGCGUGAUGAUGGGGGCAAAGUUCUUGAUCAUUUGUUGGGAAUGUUAAAUGGAAAGAAACCUCUAUUUUGAUCACCCCAUUGCAACUCUUCUUUUUCUCCCAUCAAUGUUUUAUUGUCCUAACUCCUAAAUUGCCUAGCCUUUGAAUUUUGAAAUUUUUAUUUUGAGCUCCUAGAAUUCAAUUAUUCACAUUAAAUUGUAAGAUUGUACUGUAUUUAUAUUUGAUGAAAUAAUGUCAGGUUGACAUUAGUUGUAAAUUAUUUAUCAUUUCCGAUGUACUCUUUUGGAGGCAAUAAAAUAUUUUUAAAGCUUGAA
This is a messenger RNA of Cicer arietinum (chickpea), 1935 nucleotides long. RefSeq lists its product as uncharacterized. Gene Ontology annotation, biological process: proteolysis. Gene Ontology annotation, molecular function: peptidase activity. The record is from RefSeq and is a predicted model, not a curated record. NCBI's taxonomy places the organism in Eukaryota, Viridiplantae, Streptophyta, Magnoliopsida, Fabales, Fabaceae.